UCCGGAAGCGUUCUCUCCAGGCGCCGUUUGCUUCCUGUGUGAGGCUGGCCAAGAGCUCCUGGUGCCUCUGUUUCUGUCCCCAGGUUAACCAUCAAGAUGGUGCAUGCUGAAGCCUUUUCUCGUCCCUUGAGUCGGAAUGAAGUUGUUGGUUUAAUUUUUCGUUUGACAAUAUUUGGUGCAGUAACAUACUUUACAAUCAAAUGGAUGGUAGAUGCAAUUGAUCCAACCAGAAAGCAAAAAGUAGAAGCCCAGAAACAGGCAGAAAAAUUGAUGAAGCAAAUUGGUGUGAAAAAUGUGAAACUUUCAGAAUAUGAAAUGAGUAUUGCUGCUCAUCUAGUAGAUCCUCUUAACAUGCAUGUUACUUGGAGUGAUAUAGCAGGUUUAGAUGAUGUCAUUACAGAUCUGAAAGACACAGUCAUCUUACCUAUCAAAAAAAAGCAUUUGUUUGAAAAUUCCAGGCUUUUGCAGCCUCCAAAAGGUGUUCUUCUCUAUGGGCCUCCAGGCUGUGGUAAAACGUUGAUUGCCAAGGCCACAGCUAAAGAAGCAGGCUGUCGAUUUAUUAACCUUCAGCCUUCGACACUGACAGAUAAGUGGUAUGGAGAAUCUCAGAAAUUGGCUGCUGCUGUUUUCUCCCUUGCCAUAAAGCUACAGCCUUCCAUCAUAUUUAUAGAUGAAAUAGACUCCUUUCUACGAAACCGUUCAAGUUCUGACCAUGAAGCUACUGCUAUGAUGAAAGCUCAGUUUAUGAGUCUCUGGGAUGGGCUGGAUACUGAUCAUAGCUGCCAGGUUAUAGUGAUGGGAGCUACUAAUCGUCCUCAGGAUCUGGACUCGGCUAUAAUGAGAAGAAUGCCUACGAGAUUUCAUAUCAACCAGCCUGCUCUGAAACAAAGAGAAGCAAUCCUGAAACUCAUCUUGAAAAAUGAAAAUGUGGAUAGGCAUGUGGACCUGUUAGAAGUUGCCCAGGAAACUGAUGGGUUUUCAGGAAGUGACCUAAAAGAGAUGUGUCGAGAUGCUGCCCUCCUCUGUGUCAGGGAAUAUGUUAAUUCUACAUCAGAAGAAAGCCAUGAUGAAGAUGAAAUUCGGCCUGUGCAACAACAGGACCUGCAUCGGGCAAUUGAAAAGAUGAAGAAAUCAAAGGAUGCAGCAUUUCAGAAUGUUUUAACACAUGUUUGUUUAGAUUAAGAGUACAGAUCGUUUGUACAGUUCAAUGUGACCUAGUUUGGCGUGCUCUCUUAUCAUUAAUGGAAGUAGAAUGGAAGGAGGAGUGUUCUGUAAACAGUGAGCAAGUUAGAUGUUUAUGACACUGGUUUUAUACUCUGAAUUCUAAGUUAUUGAGAUAUAGUUGUUAUAUAAACGGUAUUACUACUUGUCAGAAAUCAUGAGGAGGAACAAUUUAAUCCAGCUUGAACGUGGGUGCUGGUGUUUGACCUCUUUAGCCAUAUGUUGCAGCCUUAUAGCAUCUAAGCUGGUCUUAAAGUAACAAAUGAUUCAUUGAGUCAUUAGUGAGAAAUGGGGAUGUGGUUAAGUGCUGGUUUCUAGACGUGUGAGUGUGUGUGUGUGUAUGUGUGUAUGUAUUAAAUGUAUAUAUUCACACAUUUUAUAUUGACAUUCUGUAGAUACGUUUGAAUACAGAAACUUUUUUUUACCCCAAAUACUGAAUCAAAAAGUACCACAUUAUAUAUAGCAAAACUGAGAUAUAAGGUUGUGUCUAAAAGGUACAGUGAUUCAGCCAUUUCCAUUUGUCACUUGUUUCACCUUUUUUUUAAGUUGAGCAUUUCUCUGCAGUUGAAUAUUUGGAAUCAGCCACAUCUGAAUACUUAGAUUUGGCUCAAUUGUUACAGUUGUCAGGAUAAUCAAAUAAAAAUACUUGUUCAGUGAUCAACAUUGAAUGGUUGUCAGGCAGUUGUGAGCUCAACAUUGAUUUCACCUCUUUCUGCAAGCACACUGAGUAGAGACAUUUUUUAAAUUGAUAUACUUAAAGGUGGAUUGAAAGCCUUUCAAAAGAAUGGCUUGGAAAAACAGUGCCAUUCAAUAUAUGUGUGUGACUUUCUUCAUUUAAUGUAACAUAGUUCUGUUGUAACCAUGGUUUUUUUAAUGUUAUUUUUAAGUUGUAUGUUCCUUAAUUAUGGUCAAAUAUAAUUUUGUCAGCAAAAAUGAAAUGAUAGUUUAAAACAGGUAGCUAUUACUAAAUGUGCUAAAAAUACUCAUUUUGUAACUUUAAUUUUUUGUUUUCUUAGCAUAUUACAAAUUAUGGCCUAAUUAGUACACAUAUACACAUCAAAAUUCCCAUAUUGUGUCUGUAGUCGUUUGAUGCUAUGUGCCCUGCAUAUGAAACAUAUUUUUUUGUCCAAAAUUUCACUAACGAGAAUUCUGUUAGAGGCACUUAAAACGCACAGCAUGAGGAACAUGGCACAAUACGAUCUUGAGGUGCCUUCUGAAUCAUCAGAAAGAUUAAAUGAUGCUUCAUAUAUUUUUGUUUUUAUUGUAUUUCUUUGAAAACUCUCAAUCUUUAUGCAUGAGUUAUUGGAUUAGUUUCUUUGAUAAUAAGUCUCUCACUGGAACCUAUUGGGUAGUUUAUUCAGUUAUGCUUUGAAUGGUGGGUGGGGUAGAGGUUGCAGGAGAACACUUUGGAUAACAAAAAGCAAGUUUUGAAAAAUUGUGAAGACGAUCAAAAAAUUGAAUGCAACAAGAUACCAAAAAUAAAAAAUUUCGUCUCCAUUUUUAAUAACUAUAUUAUACUAUUAUUUUAUAAAUGUAUAAUAAAGAGGUCCCUCUUUA
Molecule: messenger RNA, 2778 nt
Organism: Ceratotherium simum simum (southern white rhinoceros)
Lineage: Eukaryota; Metazoa; Chordata; Mammalia; Perissodactyla; Rhinocerotidae
Gene: ATAD1
Product: ATPase family AAA domain containing 1
Biological process (GO): extraction of mislocalized protein from mitochondrial outer membrane
Cellular component (GO): mitochondrial outer membrane
Molecular function (GO): ATP hydrolysis activity; ATP binding
Source: RefSeq, a predicted model, not a curated record